This is a messenger RNA of Funneliformis caledonium, 186 nucleotides long. Lineage: Eukaryota; Fungi; Glomeromycota; Glomeromycetes; Glomerales; Glomeraceae. The record is from the annotation of a GenBank genome assembly.
AUUAAAGUCGAUGAGAUAACUGCAAAUUUAAUUCGAGAGAUAAAAACAGGGAGACAUUUACCAAUAGUUGCAAGAUUAUGUGGAAGUGGUUCAUUUGGAAAAUUGGUAAAGGAACCAACAACAUUCCAAGAUGAAUUCUUGUCCAACAUUGAGAUCUUCUUUCAUGGAAUUUCAACUUUACAAUGA